Molecule: messenger RNA, 1689 nt
Organism: Oncorhynchus masou masou (cherry salmon)
Lineage: Eukaryota; Metazoa; Chordata; Actinopteri; Salmoniformes; Salmonidae
Product: protein Wnt-11-like
Exons: 5
Coding region: 127-1182 (351 amino acids)
Biological process (GO): neuron differentiation; cell fate commitment; canonical Wnt signaling pathway
Cellular component (GO): extracellular region
Molecular function (GO): frizzled binding; cytokine activity
Source: RefSeq, a predicted model, not a curated record
CCUCCAGACUCAUAGGCUAAAUAAAACAAUACUAUCACUGGAUAAUCACAUCGGACUACUAAAAGAGUCGUUUGGAGCUUAUUUUUUUAAAACAUUUUAGGCAGAGGAUUCACACAUUUGUUUACAAUGAAAUUCCACAUGGAUUUAUUUCUAUUGACAUUUAUUGUGAACGCGAACUGCUCUGCUGCUAUAUAUUGGCUUGGACUUACUGUAAAUGGGAGUUCUUUAGGCUGGAAUCAAACUAAUCAUUGCAAGCUGCUCGACGCGUUGGCCCAUGAGCAAUUGCAACUUUGUCGGCGAAAUAUCGAGUUGAUGCACAGUAUUGUCCAUGCCGCCAAGAUUACCAAAAAUACAUGUCAGAACACCUUCGGUGACAUGCGGUGGAACUGUUCCUCUGUUGAAAAAGCCCCUCGUUUUACACCAGAUUUAGCAAAGGGCACCAGGGAGUCUGCGUUUGUGUUCUCACUAGCUGCUGCCGUAGUGAGUCACUCCAUCGCCAGAGCCUGCUCUUCUGGAGAGCUCCCCAGCUGCUCGUGCGCCCCAGCCCCUGCUGAACAGGCCGGGCCCGACUUCAAAUGGGGAGGAUGUGGUGAUAACCUGCACUAUGGUCUCCAAAUGGGAUCUGCUUUUUCUGAUGCACCGAUGAGAAACAGCAGAUCUGGCUCUCAGCCGUUCAGACUGAUGAAUUUGCACAAUAAUGCAGUUGGAAGACAGGCACUUAUUGAUGCCCAGGAGACCAAUUGCAAAUGCCAUGGGGUGUCUGGGUCCUGCUCUGUCAAAACAUGUUGGAAGGGCCUCCAUGAUAUUAAUCACAUUGCCAUGGAUCUCAAAUCCAAGUACCUGUCUGCCACCAAGGUGAUCCAUCGUCAUGUUGGGACAAGGAAGCAGUUGGUCCCCAGAGAGUUGGAUUUUCGACCAGUGAGAGAGAGUGAUUUGGUCUAUCUGAUCAGCUCUUCGGAUUACUGCACAUACAAUGAGAAGCAUGGCUCUCUCGGCACACAGAACAGACAGUGCAAUAAGACAUCCAACGACAGUGGGAGUUGCAAUAUAAUGUGCUGUGGUCGCGGCUACAAUGCCUUCACUGAGAGAAUUGUGGAGAGAUGCCAGUGCAAGUAUCACUGGUGCUGCUACGUCACCUGCAAGAGGUGUGAAAUGACAGUGGAGAGAUAUGUAUGCAAAUAAACUUUGCAUAGAGACACUUGAGUAAACAUGAAGCACUAUUUUAACCACCAUAUCUUGUCAAGCUGUGCUGGCCCAGGUCACCUGACCCAACUCCCCGUGUAGUAGUACGUAGUCUGCAGGCUAUAGUACAAUAAAAAACAAGAGGAACAACUCACAUACAAUACCAAAGAUAAACAGAUGGAUCUGGACUCCUCUGUUACCUGUUUUAAAGAGACUGGAGGAGGGCACUACUGUGAAAAAUAUUGUGUUACUUGAAGAGAAAAUGUGAUUGAUUGGGAGCUGUUAGCUAUUCAUGCUUGAUUAGUAACAUGUUCCUCAAUAGAAGAUUAGUUGAAUUGAUUACAAAGGAGGUACCCUAAAUGCAAACCGUCCAGUCAGCUUUAAGUUGUUCAACUGACACUGAAAAGCUUUUAACAAUAAACAUCUUACUCAUUAACUAAAUUGCCAAAUGUGAGGCAGAAUAGCUGAUUGAUCUAAUUUGAAUGUCCAUUUUAGUCAAAAGGGGCU